ACAGAGAAAGCGAGAGGCCCCGCGGUUCAUGAUGUCCGCAGCUGCACAGCAGCAAGAGACGACGAGCUGGAACAAGAUGAGGGCUGUGUCUGUGGAUCUAAAUAUUGACCCAUCAUUGCAAAUUGAUAUACCUGAUGCCCUCAGUGAAAAAGACAAAGUGAAGUUCACAGUCCAUACUAAGACUACGUUGCCAGCUUUUCAAGGUACUGAAUUUUCGGUUACAAGGCAACAUGAAGAUUUUGAGUGGCUACAUGAUACAUUUGUUGAGACAGAAGUGUAUGCAGGACUAAUUAUUCCUCCAGCACCUCCAAAGCCUGACUUUGAUGGCCCUAGAGAGAAGAUGCAUAAACUUGGGGAAGGAGAAAUGUCUAUGACAAAAGAGGAAUUUGCCAAAAUGAAGCAAGAACUGGAAGCGGAAUACCUUGCUGUCUUCAAGAAGACUGUAUCAUCACAUGAAGUCUUCCUUCAACGAAUUUCUGCUCAUCCUGUUCUCAGCCAAGAUCGCAACUUUCAUGUCUUCCUUGAGUAUGAUCAGGAUCUAAGUGUUCGGAGGAAGAAUGCAAAGGAAAUGUUUGGUGGCUUCUUCAAAAGCGUGGUAAAGAGUGCUGAUGAAGUUCUGUUUUCAGGGGUUAAGGAGGUAGAUGAUUUCUUUGAACAAGAGAAGACAUUUCUUGUAAACUACUACAACAGAAUCAAGGAAGCCUGUGCAAAGGCAGAUAAGAUGACAAGAUCUCAUAAAAAUGUUGCAGAUGACUAUAUUCAUACUUCAGCUGCCUUAAAUAGCCUGGCUCUGGAAGAACCAACUGUCAUUAAAAAGUACUUGCUGAAAAUUUCAGAGCUCUUUGAGAAACUCAGGAAAGUAGAAAAUCGUAUUUCUUCUGAUGAAGAUUUGAAACUAUCAGAGUUACUAAGAUACUAUAUGCUCAAUAUAGAAGCAGCAAAGGAUCUCUUGUACAGACGUACACGGGCCCUUGUGGACUAUGAAAAUUCAAAUAAAGCUCUGGAUAAAGCUAGGUUGAAAAGCAAAGAUGUUGGGUUGGCAGAAGCACAUCAGCAAGAGUGCUGUCAAAGAUUUGAAAAACUUUCUGAAUCUGCAAAACAAGAACUGAACAACUUCAAACAGAAGCGAAUAGCAGCAUUUCGUAAAAAUAUAAUUGAAAUAACUGAACUCGAGAUCAAGCAUGCAAAGAAUAAUGUUUCUUUUGUGCAAAGCUGCAUUGAACAACUGAAGACAUCUUAAUCUGAUUGUAGGUUUGGGGCAGGGGAGCACUCAACAAUUGCAUUGAACAUCUUGGUUCAUUUCUAGCUUGGUUUCCAUAAAGUACUUUGUAUGGCUAAAAACUUAAUCAGGCUGACACUAAUGAUUCAAAUAUCAAAUAUAAAUAUUGUACUACAAAUAGAUUUGCUUGAAUUGUGAUUGACAUUGUAUGAAUUGCUCCAAAAGAGCAAACAAUAUAUGUAUUGAUAACUGGGAAAUUGCUGUUGUGACAGAAACUGGCUUCUGAGAAAACUGCCUAUCAUUGAAAAGGAGGAUGUGUAGUGAGAAAUUUGAAAAUUACAAUCAGUCAUGGUAUCUAUUAGAUAUACCAUAACACAAACAACUCAGACUUUUUUGCAACUGACUAUAGCAAAUGUUCUUGCAAUUUUAUAAGGAAAUACCUUUAACAUUCCAUUUCAGACUUCUAUUAUUGCACUAUAUUUUGGAUUCAAUAUCUGCAUGCUGUUGGACAAUACAAAAUAAAAACUGUCUAACCACUA
Molecule: messenger RNA, 1758 nt
Organism: Elgaria multicarinata webbii
Lineage: Eukaryota; Metazoa; Chordata; Lepidosauria; Squamata; Anguidae
Gene: SNX5
Product: sorting nexin 5
Exons: 13
Coding region: 29-1240 (403 amino acids)
Biological process (GO): retrograde transport, endosome to Golgi; intracellular protein transport; pinocytosis
Cellular component (GO): endosome
Molecular function (GO): dynactin binding; phosphatidylinositol binding
Source: RefSeq, a predicted model, not a curated record